AUUCUCACUUUUCCUUUCACGAUUUAUGGACACUCGUGGAUCGAUGGAUUACACAGUAAUUGGCCAAAGUAGGGAAUAUUAAGGUGUUUUAAAUUUAGUUUCUAUCUGACUUCUCUACAAUGUCUUUCUAAAAUAGUAGUGCUGCUGACAGAGGUCACUAAAAGGAGUAAUUUUGAAACGACGUGAAGGUGAACCUCAUCUGCUGGACUGUACUGGUUCCGUCACGGACAAUGUUCUCGGCAACGGGAAAGCGUUGUUUUACCAUUGAGUCUUUGGUGGCGAAGGAAAGCCCCUUAACACCAGAAGACCCUAUUCGCCCUACCGCCCUAAGCUACACGGCGCCUCCUGACAGUUUUCUUAACGGCUAUCAAAGCCCCGCAGGCCGUGCGCUCUAUCCAAACCCCGAACUGGUGUUUUCGGAGACUGUGAACCAUGCACCUCUUAGCAUGCACCCACACCAGCUCGGCAGCACACACCUCCAGCACCCGCACUUCUUUGGCACGCAGCACCGUGAACCACUGAAUUUCUAUCCGUGGGUCUUAAGGAACAGGUUUUUUGGCCAUCGGUUUCAAGGCAACGACGUCUCACAGGACACGCUGUUACUACACGGCCCAUUUGCUAGGAAGCCCAAGCGGAUCCGCACCGCGUUCUCGCCCUCUCAGCUGCUGCGCCUGGAGCGAGCCUUCGAGAAGAACCAUUAUGUAGUCGGAGCCGAACGGAAACAGCUCGCUAACAGCCUCAGUCUAUCUGAGACUCAGGUGAAAGUGUGGUUCCAGAACCGCAGGACCAAGUAUAAGAGGCAGAAACUGGAGGAAGAGGGCCCAGAGUGCACACAGAAGAAGAAGGGAAACCACCACAUUAACCGCUGGAGAAUUGCCACCAAACAGACCGGAUCUGAGGACAUAGAUGUCAUGUCUGACGCCUAAGACCAACCUAAACACUGCCCAAAUGAACACACAAGACCAAGAAAAGCACUAUUUAUUUAAUGUUAUUAGUCAUGAGAUCUCAGAUUCUAAACCUAACUGCAGAGAACCUGACCACGUGAGUGUGAGUUAAGGAUGAAUUAAACAGGUCAGCAAGUAAUCUACACCCAGGACUGAACACUAGAGUUGUUUAACAUACCUCUGCUGGAAUUAUCCAAUGUAUCAGACAUGCAUCACCUCUAAGAAGAAAUCAUGUUAUAUAUGACUGUCUUUUUUUUCUUUUUUUUUUUUUGAAAGAAAUUGUAUUUA
Molecule: messenger RNA, 1232 nt
Organism: Labeo rohita (rohu)
Lineage: Eukaryota; Metazoa; Chordata; Actinopteri; Cypriniformes; Cyprinidae
Gene: emx1
Product: empty spiracles homeobox 1
Exons: 3
Coding region: 231-926 (231 amino acids)
Biological process (GO): brain development; central nervous system development; neuron differentiation
Molecular function (GO): DNA binding; DNA-binding transcription factor activity, RNA polymerase II-specific
Source: RefSeq, a predicted model, not a curated record